Messenger RNA from Spinacia oleracea (spinach), 624 nucleotides. RefSeq names its product sugar transporter ERD6-like 16. The transcript has 7 exons. Bases 1 to 624 code for a protein of 207 amino acids. Gene Ontology annotation, molecular function: transmembrane transporter activity. Gene Ontology annotation, biological process: transmembrane transport. Gene Ontology annotation, cellular component: membrane. NCBI's taxonomy places the organism in Eukaryota, Viridiplantae, Streptophyta, Magnoliopsida, Caryophyllales, Amaranthaceae. The record is from RefSeq and is a predicted model, not a curated record.
AUGUCAAGGUUGUUCCCUUCAGACAUUAAAGGUAGAGUUCUCAUAUGGUGGGAUUAUCACGGUGAUGUUUCAGCGGUUCAAGCUAAGAAAUUCUUCACCAAGUUCAUCGAGAAAGAGAGUAUUUCAUUAGUGUCUUGGAGCCAUAAGCUAUGUAUUGCUUCUGAAUCGGAAUGGGGAAUGAAGUGUAAUCAAUAUGCUUAUUGUGGAAUUGGUGCCAUAAUGUGUUACAUGACUGAAAGUCAUUCCUCUUACGUGGUACCCAUAUACAUAGUGGAAAUUGAGUCAAAAAAUCUUCGUGGGUGCUUAGGUACGCUUAAUCAGCUUAUGAUCGUGAUUGGAGCAGCAACUACUUUUUUUUCAGAACAGUUGGAUCAUACCAUGUAUGAUUUUAUUCGUGUAUCUGGUUACAUAUUAGAAUCACCUAGAUGGCUGGCAAAAGUAGGACAAAUGAAAAGGUUCGAAAAGAAAUUGAGAAUGCUUCGAGGGAAAGAUGAUGCCAUUUCAGUUGAAGCAUCUGAAAUUCAGAUUGGAGUUGGACUUAUGCUUCUGCAGCAACUUGGUGGUGCUAACAGCAUAGGAUUCUAUGCAAGUGAAAUGUUUGUUGUUGAUGGUAAGGAUAGUUGA